Zophobas morio is the source of this 662-nucleotide messenger RNA. RefSeq lists its product as uncharacterized. Bases 72 to 662 code for a protein of 196 amino acids. The record is from RefSeq and is a predicted model, not a curated record. The transcript is spliced from 3 exons. Lineage: Eukaryota; Metazoa; Arthropoda; Insecta; Coleoptera; Tenebrionidae.
UUAAUUACAAACAGUACGGGUCGUUUUCGGCAACUCGUUUAGUUUUACAUUUUUUCAAAAUAAGUUGCAAAAUGACGACUGAAACAUACACACGUGACACAGUAAAUUUAUCUGUAAAAGAUUUGGAAAAACUAGUCUCAAAGAUCACAUCAGAAAUGACCUCAGAUAUAUUCAACAAAAUCGACGAGUUGCAAGUAAAGUUAAGUUACCUGAUUCACGAAAAUCAGUUUCGAAGCAAAAACGAUUUGUACGAGGCGACUGAAAAUGAUGACACUCUAAGUUCAGAAGAUGAAGAGCAAGACUUUCUAAGCAGUUCCUCCGAAAAAAGCGGUUACAAAUCUGCGAAAAAAGAUGACAACGAAAAAAACAGUCAGGAAUAUAAACGAAACAGGUCGAUUCGUGGUAGAAAUAAAUUUGUUGUGAGCAAUAGAAUCGGCAAUGAAGACAAUCCUGCGAAGUUCGGCGCAGCGUUAAAACGAGCUUGGGUGCAUGUAAGAAGAGUCAAAAUCGCACCAACAGACGAGGACAUCAGUAGCUUUUUCCAACGAAAAUACUUCGAAAAACAUGUUGACUUAGAAUCAUUACCCCAAAGACCAAGUGUGAGAAGCAUGGCUUUCAAGGUAGGAACCAAUCCGAAGUUGCUAACCUUCUAUGAAGGUUGA